Messenger RNA from Leishmania major strain Friedlin, 627 nucleotides. RefSeq lists its product as hypothetical. The record is from RefSeq and is a predicted model, not a curated record. NCBI's taxonomy places the organism in Eukaryota, Euglenozoa, Kinetoplastea, Trypanosomatida, Trypanosomatidae. The coding region runs from base 1 to 627 and encodes 208 amino acids. The transcript has a single exon.
AUGCACCGCAAGGGCGAAAGGGCACUGAAGCGACAGUCUGCGCAGGCCGUCGUCACAAAAACAUUCGAGACGGCCUUCGGUAAAGAGCAGGCCUGCUAUGGAGAGAGCAGGGCGGGCAGAGGUCCCAUCCCCUCGUGCCUCUCCUCCGUCUGGGAGCGUAGGCUGCCACCACUCCCCCGCACCAUCCUCUCUCGCUACGCUUCGCAUGCUCUCGCUUGUGCAGCAGCUCGGUGUGUGUGUGUGUGUGUGUGUGUGUGUGUGUACGUGUGUGUGUGUGUGUGUGUGUGUGUAUCUGUGCCGUUGAUGUCUGCAUGCUGCAUCCACCACCACCACCACCACCACCACCACCGCCCCCCCUUCCCCUUCCCCUUCCUUUGUUCUUUUCUGUUUACCUAUAUCUGUUCUUCUCUUACGCACACGCACACGCACACACACACACAGAGUGUGUGUGUGUGUGUGGUUUCGUGCGUGCGUGUGCAGUGGGUGUCUCUCGCGCCCCCUUUCCGCUCUUCUCCUAGAAGUAUGUUGUCCGUGUCUCCCACCCUCGCUCACCGUGACGCCGCUUCUGCAUGUAUAUGGUGUAUGUAUAUAUAUAUAUAUGUGUGUAUAUGUGUUUGCAUGACGUGA